AUGGAUGUAAAUCCAGUAGAAAAUAUUCUCUACGUUGCAGAUUCCUACAAAAUAACCCAUCAUAGUCAAUACCCAAAAGGCACCAGUCACGUGUACAGUUAUUUUGAGAGUCGAGGUGGCAAAUUCUCAGAAGUGUGCUUCUUCGGUUUGCAGUAUUUAUUGAAGCGUUGGUUAGUGGGACCGGUUGUGAAUAAGCAAAUGAUACAGCAAGCGAAACAUUUUUAUAAAGUUCAUUUUGGUGAUCUGGAUGUGUUCAAUGAAAGUGGAUGGAAUCACAUUGUUGAGGUGAAUUCCAUAAAAGCAGUCCCUGAGGGCACGGUUGUUCCGGUCAAAAAUGUUCUUUUCACGGUUGAGAAUACUGAUCCCGAAGUACCGUGGCUCACCAAUUGGUUCGAGACAUUGCUCGUACAAAUGUGGUAUCCGAUGACCGUGUGCACUAAUUCUCGCGCUCAGAAAUGUAUACUGGCAAAAUAUUUGCAUGAGACAGCCGAUUCACUUGAUGGUUUACCAUUCAAGUUACACGAUUUUGGUUAUAGAGGUGUUUCUUCAGUGGAGAGUGCAUCUAUCGGAGGUGCAGCGCAUCUCGUAAACUUCGUUGGUACGGAUACUAUCGCAGGAUUACAAUUAUGUCGAAAGUAUUAUUCGUCGAUGAUGGCCGGUUUUUCGAUACCAGCUGCUGAGCACAGUACAAUAACAGCGUGGAAGAAAUCUGGUGAAUCAGCAGCUUAUAAGCAUAUGCUCGAGCAAUUCCCGGAUGGUUUGGUAUCGGUCGUAAGCGAUUCGUAUGAUGUUUACAAUGCUGUUUCGAAUAUUUGGGGUGAGCAGCUGCGAGAUAUGGUCAUUGAUCGUGCCAAUCGCGGUGGAUGUCUCGUUAUCCGACCUGAUAGUGGUGAUCCUUGUCAAGUUGUUGUCAAGGUUCUGAAUUUAUUGGCCGAAAAGUUUCCGACGUCAACAAACUCGAAAGGAUAUCGAGUAUUACCAUCGUAUUUAAGGAUUAUGCAAGGUGAUGGAGUGAGCUAUGAAACUAUUGGAAAGAUUCUUGAAGCAAUGAAAGUUGAUGGGUGGAGUGCAGAGAAUAUUGCAUUCGGCACAGGUGGUGCGUUAUUGCAGAGAUUGGAUCGAGAUACGCAGAAGUGUGCAUUUAAAUGUUCGCAUGUGAUUGUUGAUGGUGAAGGCGUUGAUGUUUGGAAAAAUCCGACAACGGAUACUGGAAAAAAGUCGAAAAAAGGUCGUUUAACAUUGCAAAGACGAGAUGAUGGUUCAAUUGUGACGAUUCAAGAAGGCCUUGGCGAUGAAUCUAAGGAUAUGAUGGUGACAGUAUUUGAAAAUGGUCGGUUGUUGGUUGAUUAUACACUUGAUGAAAUAAGAGAACGUGCCGAAAUUGAUCUCGUUAAACAAAUGAAGCGGAAAAAGCGAAACGUAUUCGGAAAUAAUAGCGCAGCUGGUGAUAAUGCAAGCACGAAAAAUAUCAAAUCUAGUACGGCAACUGCUAAUGUCAUAAUGCAGCAAUUCAUAUCUGGUUGGGGUCCAGGUGGACAGAAGGUGAAUACGGCACAGAAUGCAGUGCAGUUACGACACAAGCCAACCGGUGUGGUCGUUAAGGUGCAUCAAUCGAGAUUACUCCCAAAAAACAUCGACAUUGCUUAUGACAGACUGAAAUACGCUGUGGAUCGAUAUUUGAAUGGCGAAAAUUGUUAUGAAGAACAGUUGAAGAGGUUAGAACGUUUGAAGGAGGAGAGAUCCAACAGAAAACGACAGUUAAGACGUCAGUUAAAACAAGACUUACUGAAUAACCCUUAA
Molecule: messenger RNA, 1800 nt
Organism: Anisakis simplex (herring worm)
Lineage: Eukaryota; Metazoa; Nematoda; Chromadorea; Rhabditida; Anisakidae
Source: the annotation of a GenBank genome assembly